CAGGUUAUAAAAUGCAAAGCUGCUGUGGCCUGGGCCGCAAAUCAGCCGCUGGCAAUUGAGGAGAUCGACGUACAACCACCAAAAGCAGAUGAAGUUCGGAUUAAGAUGGUGAGCACAGGAAUAUGUCGGACAGAUGAUCAUGGAAUCCAUGGUACUCUAAAAGGGAUACAGUUUCCAGCUAUCUUUGGCCAUGAGGGAGCUGGAAUAAUUGAAAGUGUUGGAAAAGGUGUAACCCAUUUAAAACCAGGAGACAAGGUCAUUCCACUUUGGCUUCCUCAGUGUAGAAAGUGCACUACUUGUAUACACCCUCACAGCAACCUUUGUAUGGAAUCGAAGUUUUGUGAACCACAGAAUGUAAUGCCUGACAGGACAUCAAGGUUUUCAUACAAGGGAAAAGUUGUGAAUCAUUUUUCAAGGUGCAGCACCUUUUCCGAAUAUAUUGUCACCCCAACUAAUGCUGUUGCAAAGAUUGAUGACAGAGCACCCAUGGAGAAGAUUUGUCUUUUUGGAUGUGGGUUUCCAACAGGAUAUGGAGCUGCUGUCAAUACUGCUAAAGUGCAGCCUGGUACUACGUGUGCUGUAUUUGGAUUGGGUGCCAUUGGAUUGUCAGCCAUUAUUGGAUGUAAAGUUUCUGGAGCAUCAAGAAUUAUUGCUAUAGAUAUAAACAGCAGCAAGUUUGAAAAGGCAAAGCACUUUGGAGCCACUGACUGUAUUAAUCCCAAUGAUUAUAGCAAGCCAAUCCAGGAGGUGAUCAAGGAAAUGACAGGAGAUGGAGUACAUUACUCCAUUGAAUGCAUUGGCAAUACUGAUAUUAUGAAAGCAGCACUGGAGUGCACUCACCCAGGAUAUGGAACCAGUGUGGUAAUUGGUGUAGCUCCCCAAGAUGCAAACCUUGUGUGUCCUCCUUUGCUGCUCCUCACAGGACGUACAUGGAAAGGCUCUCUAUACGGAGGUUUUAAAACUAUGGACGCUAUCCCCCAGUUGGUUUCUGACUACAUUGCAGGAAAAUUUGACUUGGAAGGUUUGGUGACUCAUACUUUGCCUUUUACUAAAAUAAAUGAAGGUUUUGAGCUUUUGAGAUCUGGCAAAAGGUGGGUAUUUGUAUUGAUAAAAAACAAUUCAUAG
Molecule: messenger RNA, 1125 nt
Organism: Staurois parvus
Lineage: Eukaryota; Metazoa; Chordata; Amphibia; Anura; Ranidae
Source: the annotation of a GenBank genome assembly